GCUCAAAGCUGACCCUAAUAUAUAAAAGUCAAAUGUUAGUCGAUAGAGAUAUCAAUAAAAGAGAUUAUAUAUUUAUGGUUAGUCAAGUUAUUUAACUUUUUAAAUUAUUACGACAGUACAUUUCUUAGUGUAAAAAGCCUUAAGUUUAAUUAAACAUUCAUAUCAAUCAAAGUGCAAUAAACGGGACUAAUAUUCUAAUUUCUAAAUGUUGCCCUCUUUAUAUACAUUGCUAGCUCUUUUUCUUUUUUUUCUUUUUUUUUUCCACAUAACAAUAGAAUUAAAUAAACGAAAAUAAUCACAAUUUGGAACAAUUUAAAACGCUUUGUUUAUUGCAGAUGAUUUUAUUGGAAUAUAUUUGUUUUUUUUAAAAUGUUAAAAUGUUAAACAGUUUAGAUAAAAUGAAACUUAACUGAAGACUGUUGAUCAAAAAAAUAUUCGCCAAGGCUUUAAUAAGAUAUCAAACUUGUUCAGUGUCUCAGUUUACUGUUAUUCGAGUAGCACGUCGUAGGUUCGCUUAGAUAGCCUUUGUUUUUUAUCAGUUUUGUUAAUUUUAUUCGAGAGACAUAAACAUACUUAUUAUUUGUGAAAAUUCCGGUUAAAUAAAGUUCUUUCAUUUUUUAUUCCGUUAGAAGUCACACAAAAAUCAUGGUGUCUUUUUUUACCAACCUAGUAGGGGAGCGGGGGCUUGGGUGCAUAGUUUUACUUUUCUUAUUUUUGAUAGAAUUGUACGUGGCUUUUUGCUCCAAAAUAACAAAUUAAUGAAAAAAACAUGUUAAAUAUUAAAGAAGAAACUUGUCAAUAUCAAUUGAAUUUAAAGAAAAAUUACAAAACAAAACAUAGAUAUUAAAAUACGAAUUUCUUGAACAAAGUUAUGUCCUAAGUUGUGCAUUAUGUCCUUUUAUAAAUUUCUGUAUUAAUAUAGACCUUUUUAUUCUGAAUUAUUAAAACUUGAAAAAAUUGAGACUUUUCUCUGAUGAACUAUUUUGAUGUUAAACUUUGUUAACAAAUUUUAAUGUUAAAAGGAUUUAGAUUUGUUUUGGAGGAAGAACAAAAAAGUGUGGCCAUGGAGUGCUGGAACGCGAUUACUAGAGAAUUCAACUUUCCUAGAUUCAGAUGAAGAGUCAAUAUAUACUAUACGCCACAAAACUGAACCGCAGAAAUUCAUCGUUUGACGGAAAUGUAUUUACAGAAAGAAACUUCAAGCAAGGUGUUUUUGCAAGAAGAAAAGUCACUAAAGUUUCCUGAGGUUCUUAUUUGCAAUCUGAACCCAAUUAAAGACAAAAUGAUCGAAAAGUUUUUACGACAAGGAAAUGAAGCUCAUGUAGAACUCUUUAAGAAGAAUUGGUCAAGUCUGGAGUACCUUCAUUACGCGUUAGUACGAAAAAUAGGACUUGAUUCUUUUCAAAGUAACUACUCUAACAAUAUGAGAGUCAGAUGUGACUGGAUGGGCAAAAAUUGUUCCUACCUUGCUGAGAAUUACUUUGAUAUUUAUCAUGGGAACUGUAUCAAUCUUAACCUUGACAAAUUGAACAUUGAAGUGACAAAUAAAGGACUGCAUCAAAGUGCUAAACUCUCAAUAGAAGCUCCCUACAGUUCUAAAUUUCACGAGUAUAACAUCAGUCAUUUUCGUGGUAUUCAAAUCCUUAUCCAAGAAACUGAGACGUUGUAUUAUCCUUUUGCAGAUGGGUACACCUUAUCGGCUGGAUUUAGACACAAUAUCGCCUUAAAGAAAAGCGUUAUUAAAAGAAUCGAUCGUUUCGGUAACAACACUUGCAUGAAAGAAAGCUGGGUAAAAGAAAAAUCAUUCAGUUUUGAACUCCCGAAAUCAUUGUUUUUUCACGAUAAAUUUUUUUGUCAAGAACUUUGCACCAUAGAUGAUGAAGUUAAACAGUGCGGUUGUUCGAAGACGGCGGAAAUUUUAUUGGUAAACGCAAGUCUUCUUUGCAAAAUAAACAAUACAUGCAUACAGAAUGUCAACUAUGACGCAAAGUGCCUUCAUCAAUGUACUCCGCCCUGUUAUGAAACAAAUUACAAUCUCGACAUAUCAAGUUACAUAGCUAAUGAUUAUCAAUCAAGCAAUUCGAUGGACAUUGUAAAUUUACAAAUUUUCUACCGAGAUAUGAGGACAGAAAUUUGGGAAGAAACUCAAAAAUUUGGUCUCUUGCAUUAUAUCUGUGAAAUUGGUGGUCUUCUUGGAUUGUUAUCUGGUUAUUCCGCUAUUACCUUGUGUGAAGUUGCAGGUCUACUGUUUACUCUUUGUGGUUAUUGUGCGGUUAACUGUAAUAGAAAAACUCGUAAAACUAGUAAUAAUACGCAAACUGAGAAGGUACCUGAUGAGAGUAUGCCUGAUGAGAAGAUACCUGACGAGUGUAAAUAAAAACAAUGUGAAUAAUUGUGACCACAACAGCACAAGUGCGAAAGAAAAGGGCAAUCCCUAUAAAUAUAUCAUUGUAUAAUAAUGAAUGUGUUUCCCAAACUGAGUAAGUCUGUAAAUAUAGGACACAACGAUAGGUAAACGUUAAUGUGUUAAAACGUAAAUUAGUAAGGCUUUUUGUACGUUAUAAUAAACAUGUUUGUUUAUAUUAUUUGUGUAUUGUUUAUUUUUAAUCUUACUUUACUCGUGCUGGGGACAAAAUGCAAAAUUUAGUUGAUUUCGUUGGUGUGUAAAAAGAUUUUUUUCAAAAAUUACUUAUUCUUCUAUUUUUCUAAGAUUUUCCAUUUUCUAAAAUAUCUUAUUAGAAAAUAUUUUCACUGCUAAUAAAAAAUAUAGGUUCAUAUAUCUUAAAAAGAGAUGCUUGGACAUCUGUUCAGCAA
Messenger RNA from Hydractinia symbiolongicarpus, 2814 nucleotides. Its product is annotated as degenerin mec-10-like. The transcript is spliced from 2 exons. Bases 1178 to 2377 code for a protein of 399 amino acids. The record is from RefSeq and is a predicted model, not a curated record. Gene Ontology annotation, cellular component: membrane. Gene Ontology annotation, molecular function: ligand-gated sodium channel activity. Lineage: Eukaryota; Metazoa; Cnidaria; Hydrozoa; Anthoathecata; Hydractiniidae. Gene Ontology annotation, biological process: sodium ion transmembrane transport.